AUGGUGAAAGAGCCCGUUGCCGAAAAGCUGGGCGUAAACCGCUGGAAAACUGCGCUUUUCGCUUUUUCGUGUGCGUGUUCCGUCGCGCCAGCUUUCUCGGUCUUGGAUACAAAAGACCUGCAGGUAUUUAAAGUGACCGUAAAUGGACAGGAUGCAAAAUUUGGUUUUGGAGAAAAGGACAUCCUCAAGGGGACACCCCUGGAAAUCACGUUUCCUUUUGAACUAAGAAGGGGACAAGAAGUAAUUGUUGAAAUCUCCUUUGAGAGCUCUCCAAAGUCUUCAGCUCUCCAGUGGUUUUCUCCAGAGCAAACUUCUGGGAAGAAACACCCAUUUCUCUUCAGCCAGUGUCAGGCUACCCACUGCAGAGCCAUCUUUCCAUGCCAAGACACACCCGCUGUGAAACUCACCUACUAUGCAGAGAUAUCUGUUCCUAAGGAACUGGUGGCCCUUAUGAGUGCCCAUCGCGAGGGGGAGACGCCUGACCCAGAGGACUGCGGCCGGAAGAUCUACCACUUCAGUCAGGACGUUCCCAUACCUUGUUACUUGUUUGCUUUAGUGGUUGGAGCUUUAGAAAACAGAAAGAUUGGCCCAAGGACACUGGUGUGGGCUGAAAAGGAGCUAGUGGAUAAAUCAGCCUAUGAAUUUGCUGAGGCUGAAGCUAUGCUGAAAACAGCUGAAGAUUUAGCAGGACCCUAUAUAUGGGGACAGUAUGAUUUGUUAGUCUUGCCACCUUCUUUUCCUUAUGGUGGUAUGGAGAAUCCUUGUCUUACUUUUGUAACUCCAACACUAUUGGCAGGUGAUCGAUCUCUAUCAAAUGUCAUUGCUCAUGAAAUCUCUCACAGCUGGACAGGAAACCUGGUAACAAACAAAACAUGGGAGCAUUUUUGGCUGAAUGAAGGACAUACUGUAUACCUGGAACGCAGGAUUGGUGGUCGGUUGUUUGGUGAGCAGUUCAGGCACUUUCAGGCCCUGGGAGGUUGGAGGGAACUGCAGAAUACGAUAAAUACUCUUGGAGAUAAAAAUCCUGUAACUCACCUCGUCCCUAAUUUAGAUGGAGUAGAUCCUGAUGCUGCCUACUCAUCUGUUCCAUAUGAGAAAGGCUUUGCUUUGCUUUUUUACCUUGAACAACUUCUUGGAGGUCCAGAUGUCUUCAUUGGCUUCCUGAAGGCUUACAUUCAGCAGUUCGCUUAUAAGAGCGUAGUAACUGAGGACUGGAAGAAGUUGUUGUACUCGUACUUCAAGGAUAAGGUAGAUAUUCUGGAUAAAGUUGAUUGGGACUCGUGGUUUCAUGCUCCAGGAAUGCAAAAAAAAAGAAUGCCACCAGUGAAGCCUACGUACGAUAUGACACUAUCAAAUGCUUGUGUUGCCUUGAGCCAAAGAUGGAUCAAAGCAAAGGAGAGUGAUUUGGACUCAUUCAGCUCAGCAGACCUGAAGGAAAUGUCAUCUCAUCAGUUGAUUGAGUUCUUGGCACUGUUGCUUCUGGAGGCUCCUCUUCCACUCUCACAUGUCCAACGAAUGCAGCAAGCGUAUGACUUCAAUGCUAUACACAAUUCUGAAAUAAGAUUCAGAUGGCUGCGCCUCUGCAUCAAGUCCAAAUGGGAAGAAGCUAUUCCCCUGGCUCUGAAAAUGGCAACAGAUCAGGGCAGGAUGAAGUUUACUCGACCCUUGUUCAGGGACCUUUACAGUUUUGACAAGUGUCGAGAUCUGGCUGUCAAGACGUUUCUGGAGCAUAGAGCCUCUAUGCACCCAGUCACUUCAAUGCUUGUGAGCAAAGACUUGAACCUGGAUCAGUGACAAAUUUACCAGUUUCUUUGAAAUUUUCUUGUUGCUGCAAGAAGAGAUAGAUGCCACAAACCGUUAUGUGUGCUUGAUUAUGCCAUAAAAAGAUCUGCUGCUCUGGUACUACUU
Merops nubicus (carmine bee-eater) is the source of this 1908-nucleotide messenger RNA. RefSeq names its product leukotriene A4 hydrolase (gene LTA4H). The record is from RefSeq and is a predicted model, not a curated record. The transcript is spliced from 19 exons. Gene Ontology annotation, cellular component: cytosol; nucleus. Gene Ontology annotation, biological process: proteolysis; leukotriene biosynthetic process; peptide catabolic process. Gene Ontology annotation, molecular function: metallopeptidase activity; aminopeptidase activity; leukotriene-A4 hydrolase activity. Lineage: Eukaryota; Metazoa; Chordata; Aves; Coraciiformes; Meropidae. Bases 1 to 1794 code for a protein of 597 amino acids.